ACAUUGUUUUUCGAUGAGAAAUACGUGCGACGAUUUGCGAAUUACAAAUUCUGCAAAAAAAUCUAGUUUGUCCGCUGAUUUCGCCAACAAUUUUGUCAAAAAAAUUCCAAUAAAAAUCAGUGUGAAUUCUUAUAUUUUAUACUGUUCAUAUUCUUCUUAAAAAAAAAAACACAAAUUAACUUUGUUAUUUCGUAGGUGCAUUUUUUUCCAUAACUAUUUCAUCAUUCCAAGAAAUGAUGUCAUUUUUGCGCUUUUGUAGUAAACACGCAGCACAAAGCAGUUAGUUAUGAAGAUAAACUUGAACUUGGGAAAGAACGAUUUUUAGUGGCAUUACGAAAUAAUCUCAAAUGCCAUACAUCAUAAUUCGGGGUAACUUAGCUUCAUACAGUCAUAAGUACCCCUGGCGUGUUCUUGUCUCUGGAUUGAAAGCGGAUGAGAUUGAGCAAUUGAAUCAAUUUUCUUGUGGUGGCUACAGUGAUGAGUCAACAAUAGUCUAUCUGGUUCAUCCGUGUCGUGUUUUAUCAGCACUUGAGAUUCUUGGAUUCCGUGUGGUUGCUUCUUCAUCAACCUCAGUUAAGCAAGACUAUAAUGAGUACAUGUGGACUAUGCGAAAAGAAUUCCAUGAACCAGAACCAAUAGAAACGUCAGACACAUCAGUUGUAAGAGAGAAUCUUUCCAACAUCGACAGAGAAGCCGGUGUUUUUGGAAACUAUCAUAAAGUUGAUUCACCUGAAUAAAUUACAACAAAAAAACAAAA
This is a messenger RNA of Episyrphus balteatus (marmalade hoverfly), 757 nucleotides long. RefSeq lists its product as uncharacterized. The coding region runs from base 348 to 737 and encodes 129 amino acids. The transcript has 5 exons. Gene Ontology annotation, biological process: negative regulation of biosynthetic process. Lineage: Eukaryota; Metazoa; Arthropoda; Insecta; Diptera; Syrphidae. The record is from RefSeq and is a predicted model, not a curated record.